AACAAAGAAAAAAACAGUGAUAAUAAAUAAACAUAAAUAUAUUUAAAAUAAAUUAAUUUUUAUAUAUUUUAUUUAAUAAAUUAAUUAUUCAAUAAUAAAAACAAUGACUAGUGGCCGUUUUCAUUUAAAUGGCGAAGCUAGUGAUCCAGAACAAAAUACAGCCUCAACAUCUGCCGCCGCAGCAGCUGCGGCAGCAACAACAAAUACAACAGGUGGUGUAGCAAGCGCUACGGCUGGCGGAACAACAGAAAUAAGAGAAAACGAAAAAAUCAGAACAUUUGUUUUCACGAGUAGAGGCAACGCUUCAAACCUACCCAGAAACGAUAGAACACAUCCAGCGGCAGCAACAGAACCCCUGGAAGAGUUAGAAAUUAAAAUACCAGAGCUUUUACAAAGUGGCUAUUCCUUUUACACGUGGCCUUGUGCUCCUAUUUUAGCCUGGUUUUUGUGGGAACGUCGCCACUCUUUGGUAGGCAAACGUGUUUUAGAACUAGGAGCUGGUACUGCUUUACCUGGCAUUUUAGCGGCAAAGUGUGGUGCCCAAGUGGUUUUGACCGAUAAUUGUAUAUUGCCCAAAUCAUUGAAUCAUAUACGCCGUUCCUGUGCGGUUAAUAAUUUAACACCCGGACAAGAUAUCGAAGUGAAAGGUUUAAGUUGGGGUCUUUUACUAAACAGUGUAUUUUCUUUGGGUCCCUUGGAUUUGAUUAUUGCUGCUGAUUGUUUCUACGAUCCUAGUGUAUUUGAAGAUAUCAUUGUGACAGUAUCAUUUCUAUUAGAUCGUAAUCCUACGGCGAAAUUUAUUUUCACCUACCAAGAACGCAGUGCGGAUUGGUCCAUAGAAGCCUUACUCAAGAAGUGGAAACUUUGUGCAUUACAAAUCAAUAGCGACGAUAUUGGCAAAGCGUCAGGUGUGGAUUUAUUAGAAAUUUUAGCAGGCCACACUAUACAUUUAAUAGAAAUAACUAAAGAAACCUAA
Lucilia cuprina (Australian sheep blowfly) is the source of this 976-nucleotide messenger RNA. RefSeq names its product probable methyltransferase-like protein 23. NCBI's taxonomy places the organism in Eukaryota, Metazoa, Arthropoda, Insecta, Diptera, Calliphoridae. The record is from RefSeq and is a predicted model, not a curated record. Gene Ontology annotation, cellular component: cytoplasm; nucleus. Bases 104 to 976 code for a protein of 290 amino acids. The transcript has 2 exons.